UACUAUAAAACGGAAUACGGCUGGUGCCACACGGUCAGUUACGGUUUUCUCGGCUUCGAAAAAGUGGUUUACUUUUUCGCUGGUGGAACCCCCCCCCCCCCCCAAUCAACAACCCAACAGAGAGUGGCCAACGUUUCCAACAAUGAACGUAUUUCAGCCAUUGCUGGCAAUAGUACUGUGCUCGGUGGCGUUUGCCAGCGGAGAGACAGGAAACAAGUUUAACUACGAGGAUGGCGUGCUGGACGUGCGUUGCCCCCUGCGAGAUAUCCCGAUGAGCCCGGUUCAUCUGGCUGUCCCGAACGAUUGCACCAGCUUCCAGAAGUGUUUCAAUGGGCGCGCCUUUACGAUCAAAUGUCCACCCGGGCAGGAGUUUGGUGUUCAUCUGCAACGGUGCGACUAUCCGGUGUUUGCCCAGUGCCAGAAACGGUACGUACAGCCGCAACCGGCCGGAUUUAGCUACGAUCUCGGGCAGGUCGAUCCACGGUGCCCACGGUUCGAUGAUCCGUUCAAGCCGACACAUCUACCGCAUCCUACCGACUGUAAGCGAUUCUUUAAGUGUUUCGACGGUCGGGCAUUUGAGCUGGAGUGCCCGAAGGGACAGGAAUGGGGCGCGAAAUUGAAUCGUUGCGAUUACCCCUCGUUGGCCCGGUGUACCGUUGGUCGGGUGGACAAGGUGCCGAACCGGGUGGAAACACAGCCCGAAGAGGCUGCGGUAGAGAAGCAGCCGGAGGAAGUGGCACAGGGAGAGGUGCAGGAAUACGUUAAACCUGCCAAGGCUGCGUUUAGCUAUAAUGCCGGUGUGAGCGAUACGCGCUGUCCCAAGUUUGAUGAUCCGUUCCGUCCGAUACACCUUUCCCAUCCCACCGAUUGUCGCAAGUUUCUGAAGUGUUUCGAUGGUCGCGCGUACACCAUCGACUGUCCGGUCGGGCAAGAGUUCGGCUUGCGCAUCAAUCGCUGCGACUACCCACAGUUUGCCCAAUGCUCGCUGCAGAAGGAUCGCAAAAGCAUGCGCAAAGCGGCCAGCGACGAUUACUACUACGAUGAGUACUACGACGACGACGGCCGGAUUCCGCUCGAUUCGAGCGAAUGGACACCGGAACAGCGCGAAAUGAUCGAGGGCAUUAAGGAUUUGCGCUGCCCGCUGAUAGACGAUCCGGCCGAACCGGUACACUUCAUUCACCCGCGGGAUUGCGGCAAGUUCUACAAGUGUUAUGAUGGGCGCGCUUACCUGAUCCUGUGCCCGGCCGGCCAGCACUGGAGCGUCCGGUACGAUCGAUGCGAUUAUCCGAAGGUGGCGAAAUGUACCAUUCGCGGUAGCUAGGCGGUUCGCGGUUUGCCGGCUGGCGUCAGGUCGGGCGCUUGGGUUUUUUGAGGGGAAGUAUUUAUUUGUUCCAUAGACACAUAGACACGCUGUAACAAUAAAUUGGUACCAUGUGAAGUGAGCAACGGUUUGGUCGAUGUAAAUAAAAUAAUACGACAAAGAAAAAAUAA
Messenger RNA from Anopheles stephensi (Asian malaria mosquito), 1491 nucleotides. Its product is annotated as probable chitinase 10. Gene Ontology annotation, molecular function: chitin binding. The record is from RefSeq and is a predicted model, not a curated record. Gene Ontology annotation, cellular component: extracellular region. NCBI's taxonomy places the organism in Eukaryota, Metazoa, Arthropoda, Insecta, Diptera, Culicidae. Bases 143 to 1321 code for a protein of 392 amino acids. The transcript has 2 exons.